AUGAUAUCAACCAAAAAGAUACUAGAGGGGUGUCUUCUCGCAAUUUCCAGAGAUGUGACUGAGAAAUGGAGCUUAUAUCUUGAAGGAGCCGAGUUUGUGGAAGAUGAGAACACUCUAGUGCCCAAAUCUGUUUAUUCCAAAUUGGAAUACAACGAGCAUCUUAUUCCGUUAUACAAAUUAGCUGGAAAGUUUAAUGUUGAUCUUCGAGCUGGGGUUGCCUCUACCUCUGUUGUUAGCAGACAGAGGAAAUUGAACAGGACGCUCGAUGACUUUCCUGAGUGGAUUAACAGGCUUUCCUUGCUACGUGAAGAGGAAUCAAACCAGCAAGAAGACUGGGUGAUUUACAUUUAUGGGAAAGUGAAGCACACGACUUUAGUGAUACGUGAUAAGAAGUAUGUUCGUAUCGCCUCUAGGAAUGUUGUUGUUGGUGAUAUAAUAUAUGCAGGAGCUGGAGACAUUAUAGCAGCAGACGUACGCGUGAUUGUGUGUUCCAAGGGGGCAAAAGCUGACUUGACUAAUGUUGUGUCUCAACCCAGUUUUGUAAAAGAAUUAGGAGAGAAUUCAUCCGACAUCGAUCCUCUCAAGAGUGCGAAUGUCGUUCCUGCGCGAAGUAUGCUGAUCGAGGGACAACUCUUUGGAAUCGUUAUGCGAGUGGAUUCAGACACGAUCACUUAUUCUCACGGAGAUUUCAACAAUUCUCCCAGGUGUACUGAGUCUCCUCGAAGAUCCGAAUGGAAAAACGUUAUAAGGGAAGCGUGCUCUCUUCAGCUGUAUCCUUUGUGCUUAAAUCAUCUUCUGGAGCUGAAGUCGAUCGAUACGUUAGUGUUAGCUCUUCCUUUCGAUGUGUCUGAUCUGACCAAAUCCGUGAUACGCAAUCUCCAUCAGUAUGUGAAUCAUGUGAUCAUUUGCCGAGAGAUGGAUGUUAUGUAUGAUUCUUCGCUAUGGUCCCCUCUCGAGGGCAAUCUCAAUUUGUGUCAGUGGGAUGAUUCGAAGGUCACGGAGUGGGUUCGCAACUUCGUAAAAGAAAAGUCUGCUACUGCAGGACUCAUUGCUUUACCGCAACAGUUCGAUACUCUCUGUCGUGCUCUUUCACCCCAAUCUUUUGCAUUCGUUGGCGGGACUUCCAUUGAACAUCUUCAAGUGAUAAAUAUUGCUACGACUAGCAUAUCCUUAAACUAAACUAAAAAAGAGGAAUUGGAGGAGGAGGACAAUAGAGGAAAGAGAUGGACUUAACACCACAUUUGUUUCAGCUCUGGAAAGGAUAUGUGUAAAAUACAGUCGGAUGGUAUUUUGUUAUCCUCUUCAAUAUGGGCGCUCGUUGACAUUUUGAGUCUCUUCGCAGCUCCUUCUGACCUAACCUCCUGCUGUAUAAUAU
Blastocystis hominis is the source of this 1375-nucleotide messenger RNA. RefSeq lists its product as hypothetical. Lineage: Eukaryota; Bigyra; Opalinata; Blastocystidae. Gene Ontology annotation, biological process: potassium ion import across plasma membrane; intracellular sodium ion homeostasis; sodium ion export across plasma membrane. The transcript is spliced from 5 exons. Bases 1 to 1179 code for a protein of 392 amino acids. The record is from RefSeq and is a predicted model, not a curated record. Gene Ontology annotation, molecular function: P-type sodium:potassium-exchanging transporter activity.